AUGCAGUCAAAAUUUUAUGGUCUUACUCCGUUAGACGUAAGAUGUGUAGCUUACGGGCUUGCGGAUAGAGUUAAAAUAAAACACCCAUUUAAUAAUACAAAAAUAGUUGCCGGCGAGGAUUGGUUGUCAGGAUUUUUGAAAAGAAACCCUCAAUUAUCUAUUCGUAAGCCAGAAGCAACUAGUCUGAACAGGGCUGCAGGUUUCAAUAAAGACCAAGUCUCAACUUUUUUUAGUCUUCUCAAAGCAGCUUCAGAGCAAUAUAAUUUUAGUGCUGAGAGAAUUUACAACUUCGACGAGACUGGAAUUAGUACUGUACCGAAACCUACAAAAAUAUUAGCCAAGAGAGGACAAAAGCAAGUUGGUAGAAUUGUCAGUGGCGAAAGGAGAUCAAAUAUAACUAUGGCUUGUGCAUUUUCAGUUACUGGGCACUACAUUCCUCCAUUAUACUUAUUUCCACGAAAGCGACUAGCACCAUCUUUAUUAAGGGAUGCGCCCCCAGGAGCUAUUGGUUUUGCAAAUGGGUCAGGCUGGAUGGACAGCGAACACUUUCUAAAGUAUCUGGAUCAUUUUAUAAAACAUGCCAAGCCCAGUAAGGAAAAGCCAGUGCUACUUAUUUUAGAUGGGCAUACCAGCCAUAAGCAGCUUGAAGGUGUUUUGAAAGCAAGAGAAAAUCACAUAGUAAUGGUUACUAUUCCUCCGCACUGCAGCCAUAGGAUCCAACCCCUGGAUUUGACUUUCUUUGGGCCGUUUAAGAACCAAUAUGCUCGAGAAUGCGACUACUAUAUGAUAAACCAUAAAGGAGAGAUGAUAACAAUCCAUGACGUCGUGAGUUUAAGCGGUAAGGCGUUUCAGAAAGGGGCUACAAUAGAUAAAGCUACAAAGAGUUCGAAAGAAGUGGGAUAUAUCCAUAUAACCCAGAUGUUUUCGAAGAAAGUGAUUUUUUGCCCUCGUCUGUUCACGGAAAUGAUAAUAGUUCAACAAAUCAGGGGAACAUCACUCCGCCACAAUCAAUCACUUCACCCAUCACUCCACAAAAGAGACAGUUGUCAGUUGCUGACCCAAAAGAUAGUAGCACCAGUGAAAGCGAGGAGGAAGACGAUUGCAUAUGCAUUUUUCGUCACAGUUGUUUCAAAGACAGCAGACCAGGGGAAGGAUGGAUACGAUGCCAAAUCUGUGAGCAAUGGGCUCACGAAGCUUGUGCGGGAGCAGAUGAAGACGACGAUGUGUUUAUAUGUGAAUUAUGCAAAUAAUUUCCUUUUAGUUCUUUAG
This is a messenger RNA of Anoplophora glabripennis (Asian longhorned beetle), 1269 nucleotides long. RefSeq lists its product as uncharacterized. The transcript has a single exon. The record is from RefSeq and is a predicted model, not a curated record. The coding region runs from base 1 to 1269 and encodes 422 amino acids. Gene Ontology annotation, molecular function: DNA binding. Gene Ontology annotation, cellular component: nucleus. Lineage: Eukaryota; Metazoa; Arthropoda; Insecta; Coleoptera; Cerambycidae.